AUGGCCGGUCAGACGCCAACGAAUAUCACCGGCGGCUGCCUCUGCGGCUCGGUCAAGUACACCGUUGCCGGCGGAUUCGGAUUCGGAGUUGUCUGCCACUGCAACAGCUGCCGCAAAUUCACGGGUUCGUCCUUUGGCGCCAACAGCUUAGUAGAGACAAAGAACCUCACCGUCGAAGACCCGGAGAAGAAGAUCAAGGUCUACAAGGCUGGGACGUCCAACUCGGGCAACUCGCUGGAGCGCUCUUUCUGCGGCGCCUGCGGCUCUUCGCUGUUCGUCAUCAGCGAAAAGGAUCCCGGACGGAUCGCCGUCACGUCCGGGACGAUGGAUGACGUGCAGGGCGUGGAGGGGGAUGGCGUCGAGCUGUGGAAGCCAAAAUUGGAGUUCUUCUGUAUUCGCAAGGCGAAGUGGUUGACGACUGCCGAGCUCGACCGCCGGCGACAACCAACGAGGACCAACAAGGACCAACGAGCUGUUGGUUGGAAAGCUUUCAAGUCACACACUUACGGACUCUUCAACCAACUACAAUUCUAUUCUUGGCACUGCCAUCCUACCUUAGACAUACCAUCAGAGAUCAUCAAAAUGACCUCUCAUGAAGAUGGACCAAUCUUCCUCAACCCCAUAAUCCCGGGCUUCAAUCCGGACCCAACAAUCUGCGUAGUUCCGGCAACAGACUCAACCCCGACGACGUAUUUCCUAUCUACUUCCACCUUUGAAUACUUCCCAGGUUGUGCUAUAUACACCUCGACGGAUCUCAUCAACUGGAAGCUCAUCGGGCACGCACUCACCCGCAGAAGCCAGGUCGAGCUGAGAACCGUCGAGCCAGGCGGCGGAAGUUGGGCGAGCACGCUGCGCUAUCGGCCUCAGGAGAAGCGCUGGUAUCUCGCCAACGGGCUCUUUCAGAGAUAUCGACCCACGAAUGAUGAGCGCAUCUUCCCUAGGGGAUUCUAUGUUUGGACAGAUAAUAUCUGGGAUGAAAACUCCUGGUCAGAUCCCGUAUACUUUGACAAUCCCGGAUUUGAUCAAGAUCUCUUCUGGGACGACGACGGAAAGGUCUAUCUCUCAACAACAGUCCGCAUGGGAAAACGAACCCCAGGCCUCAAACUAAAAGACUUUGCCAUUCACAUUUCAGAAAUCGACAUUUCUACAGGUAGGACCCUCACCCCGCCGCAAGUGAUCCGUGAAUCCCCACACGGAAUCGCAGAAGGUUCACACAUCAUCCGCCGAGGAGAGUACUACUACCUCUUUACCGCCGAAGGCGGCACAGAAGCCGGCCACCAAGAGUGGGUUUUCAGAAGCCAGACGGGGCCAUACGGGCCGUGGGAGGGGCAGGGUAAGGCUCUGUGGUAUAACGGGCCCGAGGAGGAGGUGCAAAGGACCGGCCACUGCGAUGUCUUUCAUGAUGGCAAUGACAAUUGGUGGGCCGUGCUACUUGGUGUCAGGCCUGUGAAGGCUGGGGAUAAAUAUCUUGAGCCGCAGAUGGGUCGAGAGACGUUUCUGGUGCAGGUUGACUGGGUGGAUGAUUGGCCCGUCUUCAAUAAGGGUCGCAAUAUCGCACUCCAGACCGUCGGCAGGGAAGCGAUUGAGAAGGCCGCCGUCGCUGAUGCUGACGGAGUCAAGUGGAAGGCAGACCUGUCCAGAUCAUCCCUGGAAAUUGGCUGGUAUCACAAGAAUACGCCUAUCAAGCCCUGCCAUAGCCUGACAGAACGUCCCGGCUACCUGAGGCUCUACGGGAACUGCUUUGAUCUCAAUAGUCCCGAAUCGCCGGCGAUGAUUUUGAGGAAGCAGACUUCAUAUAGCGAGACCUUCAAAGCUACAAUGCUUUUCAAACCCAGUCGGGUAGGGUACGAAUCUGGCAUCACCAUAUGGUGGAGUCAGUACUCCUACGCCACCAUUGGCAUUGGCGCAGUUCAACCACAAGAUGGAGGACCCGCCGUCCCGACAAUCAUCACGAGGGAGCCUACGGGCAAGGUCAACAAUCUCAAGCCGGUAAAGCUGUCCAUCACGGCGAGGUCCUCCGACUAUGAGAUGAGUCUCUCGGUCGAUGGGAUUCCGACGACCAGGAUAUUCAAGUCGGAGGCAUUGACUGUCUUUCCUCCCGUAGGAGGUGCUUUCUGUGGCGUCAUGUACGGGAUUUACUCAUUCGGGCAAAGUGAACCGGUGCUGGAUCCUUCAGAUUUCACGGACAUUGAGAUUCUAGAACUUUGA
This is a messenger RNA of Colletotrichum costaricense, 2208 nucleotides long. RefSeq names its product beta-xylosidase. The record is from RefSeq and is a predicted model, not a curated record. Lineage: Eukaryota; Fungi; Ascomycota; Sordariomycetes; Glomerellales; Glomerellaceae. Gene Ontology annotation, molecular function: hydrolase activity, hydrolyzing O-glycosyl compounds; carbon-sulfur lyase activity. Gene Ontology annotation, biological process: carbohydrate metabolic process. The transcript is spliced from 7 exons. The coding region runs from base 1 to 2208 and encodes 735 amino acids.